Messenger RNA from Seminavis robusta, 2275 nucleotides. NCBI's taxonomy places the organism in Eukaryota, Bacillariophyta, Bacillariophyceae, Naviculales, Naviculaceae. The record is from the annotation of a GenBank genome assembly.
ACCUUUUUCGGCCCAAACCAGGAAAGAGACGCGGCUGCUCCUGACAAGGGGAGCCCAAGGGGUGUCUCUGCUUCUUCGCUGAUCGCACUGCUGGAGCUGCUUGGACUCACUCUCAUCAGCUCUCUCAUCUCGCAUCUCCCACCACCCAUCAAACGUCAGCCAAAACUUUUGCCCUCUGCUUGCAUUCCAUCAAUCAGCAACCGCCGAACCCCAGCUAAUAAAGCACCACCAAGACAAUGGCUGAAACAUCAUCGUUAUCAUCGUUCACAGCCCAAGACAAGGCACUGGCGCUGGCUCCCAAAUUUUCCGCCUUUUUGUCCUUAUGCGGAAGCGCCUACAUCAUCCUCGAUGUUUUAAAGGCCGGUCAGUUCUUUCAGAGCACGCAUCAUCGCCUCCUCUUGGGUAUGAGCACGUGCAACUUUCUCGUCAGUCUGCUGGCCUUUUUCAUGUCUACUUGGCCGAUUCCCUCUCAAGAACCCGUCAUUUGGGCCAGUGGCAAUCAGGCAACCUGCAACGCUCAAGGAUUCUUUGCCCAAUUCAGUCUUUCGGUCGUACUGUACAAUGCCGGACUGUCGGCCUUUUAUCUGGCCAAGAUUCGCUUGAAAUGGAAGCAACAGCGGAUCCAACAGUGUUUGGAACCCAUGCUGCACUUGAUUCCCUGGGUGGUGGGAUUGGCCACUGCCACGGCGGGGGUCGUGUUGGAUCUGUACAAUAACGAAGACUUUGACUGUUGGAUUGCCCCUCUUCCGCAGGGCUGUCAAGAGUCGUGGAAGUACGGAGAGACGACCUGUGAACGAGGAGACAAUGCAUCAAUCUAUCGGUGGGUCUUGUACUAUGGCAUCCUGUGGUUGACCAUUCCCUUUGUUUUGGUCAACAUGAUGCUCGUAUACCGCAGUGUCUACCGACAAGAAAAGAAGAUGAGCCGGUACAACUUUCAAUACCAACGAGAGCUUUCGCGGUUAGAGCGAGAGCAUCGGCGAUAUGAAAGUGGAGACGACGAGUGUAACGACGACGACGUCAGUGAUGAUGUGUCGGUGGCAUCCAACAUCAGUAUGAGCUCGUUGCACUCCAUCACGUCCUCCGCUGCCAUGGCCCUCCAACGAGUAUCCGGUGGCUUUAAGCAUCUCAAAAAGAAGCAAGACCGACUGCACAGUCACUUUAAGCAUUCCAGCCGCGUGGCACUGCAGGGCUACUGGUUCUGUGGUGCCUUUGUGGCCACAUGGAUGUUCCCGACCAUAUCCCGACUGGUGCAAGUAAUGUCCGGUACCACAGUCUAUCCACUCCACUUGCUGACGGCAUUCUUUGUACCCAUUCAGGGCUUUUUCAACUUUCUCGUCUACAUUCAUCCGAAACUCACCAGCGGCAAGUCGUCCAGAAAGAAGCAGGCCGAUUGGGGGUGGAUUCGAUCCUGCUUUGGAAGAACGGAUCCAAUGGAAUCCUCCGCGAAAGAAGCCGAAAGGACUCAAUGCACUAGUGCAUCCAUCACCGUGACGGCAAAGGCAUCCCUUACGGCUUCCAGCAUUUCGACGCGUACUACUUCUCUCGGUUGUCACUGGGACGGAAGUACUCCUGUCCACGAGGAGGACUUUUCCCGCAGGAGGCCCGCCAUUCUUGCCCCCACGACAAUCACCACCAACGAACCACCUCUGGAGGAGGAUGUAGAAUCCGGCAAUCCUGACGCUCCGGCCCAAGUGAUUCGCAUCGUUGUGGCAGACAUGCCCGACGAACUCGCAAUCUAGCAAUCCAACAAGGAACUGCUCAUCCGAGCAAACUGUUACGGCACUGACACUCCCAUGUAACUCUACUAGCUGGCCUGCCGAGCAGGAGUGAUGCGUGUGUCAAACUUCCAAUCCACUGAGUACGAAUUGGUGCUACAUGAUAUUGGGACCCUUGUGCUCUCCAUCAAGCCGAAUUAGAGUCGUGCUUGCAGUGUCCUCGUUGCAACCUCCUCCCUCCUUACGGUACGAUACCGGGACGCGUCGGCUGUCUGCGAACUUUCCUCGCAACACGCAUGAUAGCAUAUUCUUUCUGGGCGCACCUCCAGCAUCGAACCCCACACGGUGGUAGACGACCCACCAAACAGCACAAGUCUGUCGCUUCGCCUCCUUUAAAACCGCCAUCCCUCCAAUUUGUACAAUAACAUCCAGGGUCUGACUCCAGUUCCUGGCUCUGUAGUAUAAAAGUUUCAAUUCCCGUCAUUGCAUAAUUAUGAAAGUAGAACAUGAAAGCCGACCCUAGUAAUUGCAAAUCAGAAUUAGGAACUUUCAUGAUGUUG